GGGACAUCACACAGAAGGGGUAUGAGAAGAAGAGAGCAAAGCUGCUGGCUCCGUAUGUUCCACAAAGCCAAGGGGUUGAUCCAGCAGUACAGAAGGAAUCCAAACCUCAGAUGCCCGUUCCAUCUGCAGCUCCAGCCUCAGCAUCAUCCUCCUCAUCCUCAUCCAAAUUCCACCGAGCUCGCUCAGGGGGAGCCAGAGAUGAACGUUACCGCUCUGACAUCCACACCGAGGCGGUGCAGGCGGCGCUGGCCAAGCACAAGGAGCAGAAGAUGGCCCUGCCCAUGCCCACCAAGCGCCGCUCCACCUUUGUCCAGUCCCCAGCAGACGCCUGCACGCCCCCAGACACGUCUUCCGCCUCCGAGGACGAGGGCUCGCUCAGGCGCCAAGCUGCUCUCUCUGCUGCAUUGCACCAGAGCUUACAGAAUGCUGAGUCUUGGAUCAACCGAUCUGUUCAGGGGUCAUCCACAUCCUCAUCAGCAUCCUCUACACUUUCCCAUGGAGAAGGCAAAGGGACCAGUGGGUCACUAGCUGAUGUAUUUGCCAAUACUCGAAUAGAAAGUUUCUCAGUCCCUCCAGAUGUCACAGCAACUACCUCCACGCCCUCGCCACGGCCCGCAGCCAUCGACCUGCCUCCCUCGGGGAUUGUGAAGGGGAUGCACAAGGGAUCCAACCGCUCCAGCCUCAUGGACACUGCAGAUGGUGUUCCUGUGAGCAGCAGAGUCUCCACAAAAAUUCAGCAGUUGCUGAACACCUUGAAAAGACCUAAAAGACCACCCCUGAAAGAGUUCUUUGUGGAUGAUUUUGAAGAAAUUGUGGAAGUUCCCCAGCCCGACCCCAACCAGCCCAAGCCCGAGGGCCGCCAGAUGACCCCGGUGAAGGGGGAGCCCCUGGGAGUGGUCUGUAAUUGGCCUCCUGCCUUGGAAGCAGCUCUGCAGCGCUGGGGAACCACUCAGGCCAAGUGUCCCUGCCUGACAGCCCUGGAUGUGACAGGAAAACCAGUUUAUACCCUCACAUAUGGCAAACUGUGGAGCAGAAGUCUCAAGCUGGCCUACACACUGCUUAAUAAACUGGGGACCAAAAACGAGCCUGUGUUAAAACCUGGAGACAGGGUAGCCCUCGUGUAUCCCAACAACGACCCCGUGAUGUUCAUGGUGGCGUUUUAUGGCUGUCUCCUGGCUGAAGUGAUCCCAGUGCCUAUAGAGGUACCUCUUACCAGAAAGGAUGCUGGUGGGCAGCAGAUUGGGUUCCUGCUGGGGAGCUGUGGCAUCGCUCUGGCCCUCACCACUGAAGUGUGUCUGAAAGGGCUCCCCAAAACCCAGAACGGAGAAAUUGUGCAGUUUAAAGGUUGGCCCAGACUCAAAUGGGUUGUGACAGAUUCAAAAUAUCUCUCCAAAUCUCCCAAGGACUGGCAGCCCAACAUCUCAGCAGCAGGAACUGAGCCAGCAUAUAUUGAGUACAAGACCAGCAAGGAGGGCAGUGUCAUGGGUGUCACCGUGUCCCGGGUGGCCAUGCUGGCUCACUGCCAGGCCUUGUCUCAGGCCUGCAACUACUCCGAAGGUGAAACCAUAGUGAAUGUGCUGGAUUUUAAGAAGGAUGCAGGGCUGUGGCAUGGCAUUCUAACGAAUGUAAUGAACAAGCUGCACACUAUCAGCGUGCCCUAUUCUGUGAUGAAAACCUGUCCUCUCUCAUGGGUGCAGAGGGUUCACGCCCACAAAGCAAAAGUUGCUCUGGUGAAGUGUCGAGACUUGCACUGGGCCAUGAUGGCCCACCGGGACCAAAGAGACGUGAGCCUGAGCUCGCUGCGGAUGCUGAUCGUGGUCUGUUUCCUCCUGUGAUGCCUUCCUGAGCUUGUUUCAGAGCCACGGGCUCAAACCAGAGGCGAUUUGUCCCUGUGCCACCUCCCCCGAAGCGAUGACCGUCGCAAUCCGGAGGCCUGGAGUCCCCGGGGCCCCUCUGCCAGGCAGAGCCAUCCUGUCCAUGAACGGGCUGAGUUUUGGUGUCAUUCGGGUCAACACUGAGGAUAAAAACUCUGCUCUCACUGUCCAGGACGUGGGGCACGUGAUGCCAGGAGGCAUGAUGUGUAUAGUGAAACCAGAUGGGCCACCCCAGCUCUGUAAAACAGAUGAGAUUGGUGAAAUCUGUGUGAGCUCCAGAGCAGGAGGAAUGAUGUACUAUGGGCUGGCAGGGGUGACAAAGAAUACUUUCGAGGUGAUCCCUGUGAACUCCUCUGGCUCUCCCGUGGGGGAAGUGCCCUUCGUGCGCUCCGGCUUGCUGGGAUUCGUUGGACCUGGCAGUUUGGUGUUUGUGGUUGGGAAGAUGGACGGGUUGCUGACCGUGAGCGGGAGAAGGCACAACGCCGACGACAUCGUGGCCACUGGGCUGGCCGUGGAGUCAAUAAAAACAGUUUACAGAGGAAGGAUUGCUGUGUUCUCCGUGUCUGUGUUCUACGACGAGAGGAUCGUGGUGGUGGCAGAGCAGAGGCCAGAUGCAUCUGAGGAGGACAGUUUCCAGUGGAUGAGUCGGGUGCUGCAGGCCAUUGACAGCAUUCACCAAGUGGGUGUUUACUGCCUUGCUCUCGUGCCAGCCAACACAUUGCCAAAAACUCCGCUGGGAGGGAUCCACAUCUCCCAAACCAAACAGCACUUUCUGGAGGGCUCUCUGCACCCCUGCAACAUCCUCAUGUGCCCACACACUUGUGUGACAAACUUGCCAAAGCCCAGGCAGAAACAGCCAGGGGUGGGCCCUGCCUCUGUGAUGGUGGGGAACCUGGUUGCUGGGAAGAGAAUCGCUCAAGCCUCUGGGAGAGAUCUGGGUCAAAUAGAAGACAAUGAUUUAGUGAAAAAGCACCAGUUCCUGACAGAAGUGUUGCAGUGGAGAGCUCAAGCAACUCCUGACCACCCACUCUUCCUUUUAUUGAAUGCCAAGGGAACCACUGUGUGCACGGCCACCUGCCUUCAGCUGCACAAAAAGGCUGAGAGAAUUGCAUCAGUGCUGUGUGACAAAGGCCAUCUCAAUGCAGGAGACAAUGUGGUGCUUCUUUAUCCUCCUGGCAUCGAGCUCAUCACGGCCUUCUACGGCUGCCUGUACUCGGGCUGUGUCCCCGUCACCGUGCGCCCGCCCCACGCCCAGAGCCUGGUGGCAACUCUGCCCACAGUGAGGAUGAUCGUGGAGGUCAGCAAAGCCGCCUGCAUCCUCACAACCCAGACCCUGAUGAGGCUGCUCAAGUCCCGAGAGGCAGCUGGGGCUGUGGAUGUGAAAACCUGGCCAACCAUCAUUGACACAGAUGAUUUGCCCAGGAAGAGGCUGGCCCAGAUCUACAAGCCACCCACACCUGAAAUGUUGGCAUAUCUAGAUUUUAGUGUUUCCACAACAGGCAUGCUCACAGGAGUAAAGGCCCGAGGCAUUAACCUGUCCUGUGUCCGCACCUGCGUGGUGGUGGCCGAGGAGCGGCCGCGCGUGUCCCUCACCCAUUCCUUCUCCAAGCUCUUCAAGGACAUCGGGCUCUCAUCCCGGGCCGUGAGCACCACCUUUGGCUCCAGGGUCAACGUGGCCAUCUGUCUGCAGGGAACAUCGGGGCCAGAUCCCACCACGGUGUACGUGGACCUGAAAUCCUUGAGACAUGACAGAGUCCGUCUGGUGGAACGAGGAGCUCCCCAGAGCCUGCUGCUCUCUGAGUCUGGAAAGAUCCUGCCUGGGGUCAAGGUGGUCAUUGUCAAUCCAGAGACAAAAGGGCCUCUGGGAGAUUCUCACCUUGGGGAGUGCCGUGUUCACCUGGACCAACCUGCUGGUGGUGGUGGUGGAGCUGUGUGGCUGCGAGCAGGAGGCUCUGGACCUGGUGCCUCUGGUGACCAACGUGGUGCUGGAGGAGCAUUACCUGAUCGUGGGGGUGGUGGUGGUGGUGGAUCCUGGAGUCAUCCCCAUCAAUUCCCGAGGCGAGAAGCAGCGCAUGCACCUCCGGGACAGCUUCCUGGCCGAUCAGCUGGACCCCAUUUACGUGGCCUACAACAUGUGAUGGGAGCACAGAGGGAUCGGGGUGCUUGUGCAGAGUGAAGCUGGUGAAAAUUACUAAUACUUGAUCUAAAGUUUGAGGUUGCUGCCACAUUCCCUCCCUCCUGUCCUGGGGGUUCCAGUCCUGGUGGGGUGAAGGACGAGGGGGAAGCAACAGCAAACGUUUGUAACAGUUUACUGAACCGUGAGCUUUAGAGAACUGCAAAGGGGGAAGGAAAGUGUGUGAGCUACGGAAUCCCCAAGGCCUUUACAGUAGUGUUACUUUUUCACCCGUUGUACAUAUUUGUAUUUUUAUCUAAUCCCGGGUUAGGAUUCUAUAAGGGGUGGGUUUAUUUAGUUAAGAUAAUAAACUAUUAAGAAAAGGGUCAUCAGAGUUCUGCAGUUCCCUACUCCACGAUCUCCUUUGCAUCUGGAGCUUGUUCAUCCCACGGGAUCACACGACUUAUUGACAAUUGUGCCAUGACCAAAUCAAUAACUUACAGAAUCAGAGUUACUUAUUCAUAUAGAGAUUUCUGGAAUUUAAAAAGAAUUUUGCCUAUAUUUUAAAUAUGUAAAUAUUAUUAUACAUAAUUCACUUAGAUAGAAAAUUAACUUGGCUAGCGAGGGCAGCUGAAGGUUGAUGUUUUUAAGGACAGGUGACUUUUGUGGUCCUCAGCAUCAUGGCAUUGGCUUAGACACAAUGUGAGAUGCUCCCACCUUCCCCAGGUUUCUGAUUUCAUUUGCAUCUUUAUUCUGGCCAGAAUUGUGCAGAACCCUUUGGUUUGAAGGCACAUCUUUGUCCAGAGGGCUGAAUUCAGCGUGGAAAUGGGGAGAAAUGGCAGUGCAGGGAGGGAACUGAGGGACAGCCUCAGCCUGGGGCACCAGGUGUGCAAAGGAAAACCAUUCCUAGGCUGGCACACAGUGAAUUCCCUGCUUGUGCCAUUCCCCUGGGAUUCCUCCAGCUCCCUGCAGGCACAGCAGGAUUACUGUGAACAGCCUUUAGUGGAAACUGGGAGCAAACAAAAAUGCUUUCCUCUAAAGAAUGGGAGAAUCCCAGGUUUAAGUUGGACACAAUUUUACUGGAGGAUCCAGUAAUUCUGGCAAACACAUUGUUAAAUAACAUUGUGAAAAUUGCUGUCCCAGCCUUCCACAUCCUGUGUCAGCUCCAGCAUUAGGGAAUGGGAAGAAAGAGAAACCUGAAAGCAGCAGGUACAAGCUCUUCCUGCUGGUGGUUGAGCUUUGACUCAAAAUUAUCUCUUUUUUUUUUCUUUUUUUAAUUCUUCAUCUUUUAAUAGCAAUUACACUUCUCUGGGUGCUAAUAUAUGAUUUUGGAAGCUUCAGGAGCUGCUACCAGAUCCUGCAACAGGGUUUUUUGAGUCAGAUGUGGUAUACAGUGUAAAUAAACUUUUCAAAUGUUCCAGAUUACCUCACAAAAAAAAGUUUUUAGGCAGUUUUUAAAAGGUUUGUGGUGUGGAUUUGGAAGAUCCUGUGGCAGUUACUGGAACAGAGUCCAGUGGAUCCACGAGCAAACCCAGCUGUGUCCUUGAGAAGCUCCUGCUGCAUCCUGGUGGCUCCUCACUGCAAACAGGAGCUUCAAAACUCAGAAGUUUCAAAUGAUAUUUUUGAAAAAUGCUCGGUGGGGAAAUAGGAACUGGAAGUUUUGUGGCAGGUCUGGACUUAAAGUUCUUUGCAAACACUUUGGGUUUCAGGUGCACAUUUUGGAACCUUGUCUGUGUUUAUCCACUGCAGAAUAUGCACAAAAUCUACAAGAUAUUUAGUUUUAACAAAUUGAACACAAAGUGGGGACAGUGGCAGGUCAAAGACUAAAACAGUUGGUCCUGCAGCUUUUUUUGGGGGUGUAAAGUGCAUAAAGGGUGUUCUCCCCUUUCAGCCAGAAAAUUCCUGUUAUUCCGUGUUCUUUGUCACCAUUUUUGUGUUUCCUGCACAGCCCAGGCCUGCCCAAGCAGCUUCACUCCAGUGUGACCUUUCCAGGAAAAUCUGGUGGUCUUGAACCUUUUUCUUUACUCAAGGCUUUAGAUAAAUUGUUUCAACAAACAUUUUUUGUCCUCUGAAGUAGAUUUUACGUCCAAUUCCAGGAUUGUUUUUUUAUUUUUAUUCGUGAUUUUUCACAAAUAAAACCACGUGUGUAUUAAUUCCAUCAAAUGUGGCAGGUGAAAUUCCUGAAACGGCAUUUUUGAUUGUGACUGGAUCGAUCUUUUUUUUUUUUUUUUGUAUUUUUUUCCCCUUAUUUUUUGGUUUGCAUAGGUACUGUUAGCUUCCUGUGGUUUGAGGUUUUACCUUUCAAGUUGCCUGUGUGCUCCAGAUCUCCGAGCACGUUCCAUUUCUGUGUGCUGGAGAACUGCAGGACACUGCCCGUGGGACGAGAGAACAUUCCAGGGACGAGGAGAAGCUGCUCCCUUCGGAUUCCCUGAGAGUUUUCUAUCAAUCCAUUUCCCACAGAGAGCAGCAGGAGGAGGGAUGGAGCUGGGGCUCUGGAAUCCCCAAAAUUCCACCCCAGCUCUGCUCAGCGCUUGCCACGAGCCUUGCACAGACCAUUCCACCCCUCCCUCUGGAGCUGGCGAUGAUAUUUCCAUGGUUUUUGGGAACAAAGCAAGAUCUUUCACUCCAGGCAUUGGCAGGUGGGCAGGGCUGGGUGCUUCUCCCAAAAAUCAGCCUCUCCCCCUGGUGUGGCUGCAGCUCUGGGGUUGCACAGGGCACAUUAUUCCCUUUUCUUGCCCCUUGGGUUCCAGCUUAACUGCAGUGAAACUGAAAAUCUGGGAAUUCUUCCCACUGGACUGAAGUAUAUUGUGUGUGUCUCACUGUUUCUGAAUCUUCUCUGAGCAAACGCUGUGGGAACAGGACAGUUGUGUCCCGUUUUGUUGGAAUUUGCACUUCAUUUCUGGUUUAAAUCAAUUCAGCUGUGUCCUACUAACUGUCUCCUAAAAUAAGGUUAUAAAAACCAGAUCAAUUUUAGCCCUAGAUGCCUUUUUUUUUUUUUUUUUUGCUUUUAUUUCUGUCAACCUCUUUCUCAUUGUCCAAUCCAGACUCCGGCAUUCUGUAAUUAUGUAUAAAGGUUUUAUUUAUUUAAAACUAGAUUAGUUACAUUUUUAAAUUUAACACCUGGCUGGACAGUGUCCCAUUAACGCAUUGAUUGUGUUUCCUUUGUCUUGUGUUAAUAAAUAUUGAUGCCUGGUUGCUUGUUUAGUCCUUCCA
Zonotrichia albicollis (white-throated sparrow) is the source of this 7200-nucleotide messenger RNA. The record is from RefSeq and is a predicted model, not a curated record. NCBI's taxonomy places the organism in Eukaryota, Metazoa, Chordata, Aves, Passeriformes, Passerellidae.